Peromyscus eremicus (cactus mouse) is the source of this 507-nucleotide messenger RNA. Its product is annotated as histone H2B type 1-F/J/L. The transcript has a single exon. Lineage: Eukaryota; Metazoa; Chordata; Mammalia; Rodentia; Cricetidae. The coding region runs from base 54 to 434 and encodes 126 amino acids. Gene Ontology annotation, cellular component: nucleosome. Gene Ontology annotation, molecular function: structural constituent of chromatin; protein heterodimerization activity; DNA binding. The record is from RefSeq and is a predicted model, not a curated record.
AACGGGAAAGCCCAGAAGCCUCAGUGUUGAGUUCCUGUUGUUCCUGUCUCAUCAUGCCUGAGCCCGCGAAGUCCGCUCCCGCCCCGAAGAAGGGCUCCAAGAAGGCGGUGACCAAGGCGCAGAAGAAGGACGGCAAGAAGCGCAAGCGCAGCCGCAAGGAGAGCUACUCGGUGUACGUGUACAAGGUGCUGAAGCAGGUGCACCCCGACACGGGCAUCUCGUCCAAGGCCAUGGGCAUCAUGAACUCGUUCGUCAACGACAUCUUCGAGCGCAUCGCGAGCGAGGCGUCGCGCCUGGCGCAUUACAACAAGCGCUCGACCAUCACGUCCCGGGAGAUCCAGACGGCCGUGCGCCUGCUGCUGCCCGGGGAGCUGGCCAAGCACGCCGUGUCCGAGGGCACCAAGGCCGUCACCAAGUACACCAGCUCCAAGUGAGCGGCGGACCUCACCGAAACCCAAAGGCUCUUUUCAGAGCCACCCAUGUUGUCAUAGAGUGGCUGUAAUGCUU